This is a messenger RNA of Jatropha curcas, 1341 nucleotides long. RefSeq names its product Sec14p-like phosphatidylinositol transfer family protein. Gene Ontology annotation, molecular function: phosphatidylinositol transfer activity. The record is from RefSeq and is a predicted model, not a curated record. NCBI's taxonomy places the organism in Eukaryota, Viridiplantae, Streptophyta, Magnoliopsida, Malpighiales, Euphorbiaceae.
GCGUACAAAAGUUGAAAAUUCUUCAUUGCCGUGCUGACUCCAACACACAAAAAAUCUCUCUCCAUUUACGGUCGUUAUCUCUCUUCCGAAGAAGGUAGACCGACUGUAGAAUCCAUAAUAAAUUUGCAACAGUCUCUUCUUCUUCGAAGAUUUAUUGAGCUCCUUCACUUGGUUGGGAGUAGUUGAAUCACGUCUAUCGUGUUGUUCGACACUUUCUGAAUGGGAUCUUUAGCUUUAUUGCUUUCUCACUCUUUAUGGCGCAUGAACACGGCUUGGAUUGAUUUGCGAUAAAUCCCUCUCCGUGGCUUUCCCUUAAUAGACACGAUAGACCAUUCUUAUAAUUUGGAUUGCGUCUGCUUUUAUGCUAGUGAGUCUGUUUGGAGUUCUCAAGGCUUAAAUAGAAAUCCAUUACCAUGUUUCAUCGUUGGAGUAAUUCCAAUCAGGAUCAGCAGGAUGUUUCGCUGCAGCGAGAUUCUAAGGUCAAUGAGCUGAGGAAUGCAAUUGGACCUUUGUCUGGACGCAGUUUACAAUAUUGUUCUGAUGCAUGUUUGAGAAGAUAUCUGGAAGCUCGGAGCUGGAAUGUGGACAAAUCAAAGAAAAUGCUGCAAGAGACGCUUAAAUGGAGAUCUACUUUUAAGCCUGAAGAAAUCCGCUGGCAUGAAGUUGCUAUUGAAGGUGAGACUGGUAAAGUAUACAGAGCAAAUUUUCAUGACAGACUAGGAAGGACCGUGCUUAUACUGAGGCCAGGAAUGCAGAAUACAAAAUCUAUAGACAAUCAGCUCCGACACUUGGUGUAUCUCAUAGAGAAUGCUAUCCUUAACCUUCCAGAGGGUCAAGAACAAAUGGCGUGGUUGAUAGACUUCACUGGAUGGUCAAUAACCAACAGUGUACCUAUCAAAACAGCCCGUGAAACUAUCAAUAUACUACAGAACCACUAUCCUGAGCGGCUAGCCAUAGCAUUUCUCUACAAUCCCCCACGGAUUUUUGAAGCAUUUUGGAAGAUUGUGAAGUAUUUCUUGGAUGCCAAAACAUUUCAGAAGGUGAAAUUUGUGUAUCCUAAGAAUGUUGAUAGUGUUGAGGUGAUGCAGUCAUAUUUCGAUGAUGAAAAUCUUCCAGCUGAUUUUGGAGGAAAAGCGAUAUUGAAGUAUGACCACGAAGAGUUCUCAAGAUUAAUGUCUCUAGAUGAUGACAAGGCUGCUUCAUUCUGGGGAUUUGACAAUAAGCUUCAACCAGUUACAAAUGGGCAUCAUGGAGCUGAGGUGGCUCCAGAGCCAAAUGGCCUAGUGUCCCCUGCCAUCUAGCUUCCCACCUUCAGUGGGUUAUUGUUGUACAAUUAUAGAU